Archocentrus centrarchus (flier cichlid) is the source of this 4799-nucleotide messenger RNA. It is a transcript of the gene gria2b, whose product is annotated as glutamate receptor, ionotropic, AMPA 2b. Gene Ontology annotation, molecular function: ligand-gated monoatomic ion channel activity; signaling receptor activity. Gene Ontology annotation, biological process: monoatomic ion transport. The record is from RefSeq and is a predicted model, not a curated record. NCBI's taxonomy places the organism in Eukaryota, Metazoa, Chordata, Actinopteri, Cichliformes, Cichlidae. The transcript has 16 exons. Gene Ontology annotation, cellular component: membrane. The coding region runs from base 199 to 2892 and encodes 897 amino acids.
AACCUACGUUGCAGGCGACCAUUCCUUCACUGCUGGUGUCCUUUCACUGCUAGCCACCUGCAGAAAACGGUCCUUUCCUGCUGAUUUUUUUUUUCUCCCCACGGCUAAAGCUGUCCAAUAUGUCUGGGAUCUAACAUCUCCGGAGAAAAAGAGGAAUAUCAGAAUACCCUAGUGGAUGUGGACACCUAACCUGUGGACAUGGAAAAGAUAGUGAAUUUAUCCGUUUCAGUUCUCCUGGUUUUAUGGGGAUGCGCGCUUGGAGGCUCGCCCAGUGUUCAAAUUGGGGGACUUUUUCCAAGGGGCGCGGAUCAAGAAUACAGCGCGUUUCGGAUAGGAAUGGUUCAGUUUGGCACCUCGGAAUUCAGACUGACGCCUCACAUUGACAAUUUGGAAGUGGCAAACAGUUUUGCUGUUACCAAUUGUUUUUGUUCACAGUUCUCCAGAGGAGUGUAUGCCAUUUUUGGAUUCUAUGACAAGAAGUCUGUAAACACCAUCACCUCGUUUUGUGGGACUCUACACGUCUCCUUCAUAACACCCAGCUUCCCUCUGGAUGGAAAUCAGCAGUUCAUUAUCCAGAUGCGACCAGAUAUCAAGGGGCCCCUCCUCAGCCUUAUUGAGUACUACAAGUGGGACAAGUUUGCCUAUCUGUACGACAGCGAUCGAGGCCUGACAACUCUGCAAGUUGUUCUGGACACCGCAGCAGAGAAGAAGUGGCAGGUAACUGCCAUUAAUGUGGGGAACCUAAAAGACGAGAGGAAGGAUGAGGCCUACCGCUCACUGUUCCAAGAUCUGGAGAACAAAAAAGAAAGGAGAGUGAUACUGGACUGUGAACAGGACAAAGUGAAAGACAUCAUGGAGCAGGUCAUCACAAUCGGCAGGCAUGUUAAAGGCUACCACUACAUUAUAGCCAAUCUGGGUUUCAUUGAUGGGGACCUGUCCAAAAUUCAGUAUGGUGGAGCCAAUGUUUCAGGCUUUCAGAUUGUUGAUUUUGAUGAUCCCUUGGUUUCCAAAUUUGACCAGCGAUGGGACGCACUGGAAGAAAAGGAGUAUCCUGGAGCUGACAGCAAAAUAAGGUACACAUCGGCGCUGACCUAUGACGCUGUACAGGUGAUGACAGAAGCCUUUCGAUACCUCCACAAGCAACGUAUUGACUUUACCAGGAGGGCCAACACCGGUGACUGCUUGGCUAAUCCUGCUGUACCGUGGGCUCAGGGAGUGGAGAUCGAGCGAGCACUCAAACAGGUGCGUGUGGAAGGCCUGACAGGAAACAUCCAGUUUGACCAACAUGGCAAGAGAGUUAAUUACUCAGUGAAUAUAAUGGAAUUAAAAAGUAAUGGUCCAGUAAAAAUUGGAUACUGGAAUGAAGUGGACAAAAUGGCUGUCACCAAAUCAGAUGUCUUUACAAAUGACACAACAGGAAUGGAAAACAAAACAGUUAUUGUGACCACCAUCUUGGAAGCUCCAUAUGUAAUGCUGAAAAAGAAUGCCGACCUUUUUGUAGACAAUGAACGUUACGAGGGUUACUGCGUAGAUCUUGCUGCAGAGAUAGCAAAGCACUGUGGCUUCAAAUAUCAACUGAAAAUAGUGGGGGAUGGGAAGUAUGGAGCCAGAGAUGCAGAAACCAAAAUCUGGAAUGGGAUGGUUGGAGAGCUGGUUUAUGGAAAAGCAGACAUCGCAGUGGCUCCUUUGACCAUCACCUUGGUACGAGAGGAAGUCAUCGAUUUCUCCAAACCGUUCAUGUCUCUGGGCAUUUCCAUCAUGAUCAAGAAGCCUCAGAAAUCCAAGCCUGGAGUGUUCUCUUUCUUGGAUCCACUGGCUUAUGAGAUUUGGAUGUGUAUAGUUUUUGCUUACAUCGGCGUCAGCGUGGUGCUGUUCCUUGUCAGCCGCUUCAGCCCCUAUGAGUGGCACACUGAGGAGUAUGAGGAUGGGCAGAUCCAGACCAAUGAGUCAACUAAUGAGUUUGGCAUAUUCAACAGCCUGUGGUUCUCCCUUGGAGCCUUUAUGCGACAAGGUUGUGACAUCUCUCCUAGAUCUCUGUCCGGGCGUAUUGUUGGUGGUGUGUGGUGGUUUUUCACCUUAAUCAUCAUCUCCUCCUACACGGCUAAUCUGGCUGCUUUUCUGACUGUUGAGAGGAUGGUUUCUCCCAUUGAAAGUGCAGAAGACCUGGCUAAACAGACUGAGAUAGCUUAUGGGACUUUGGACUCUGGCUCUACGAAAGAGUUUUUUAGGCGCUCAAAGAUUGCCCUUUUCGACAAAAUGUGGACAUACAUGCGCAGUGCAGAGCCCUCUGUGUUUGUGAAAACCACAGCAGAGGGGGUUCAGAGAGUCCGCAAGUCCAAAGGGAAGUAUGCCUACCUGCUGGAGUCCACCAUGAAUGAAUACAUCGAGCAGCGAAAGCCCUGCGACACCAUGAAGGUGGGAGGCAACCUAGACUCCAAGGGCUACGGAAUCGCCACGCCGAAAGGAUCCUCAUUAAGAACGCCAGUAAACCUUGCGGUAUUGAAACUCAGUGAGCAAGGCGUCUUAGACAAGCUGAAAAACAAAUGGUGGUACGAUAAGGGUGAAUGUGGAGCCAAGGACUCUGGAAGUAAGGAGAAGACGAGUGCCCUCAGCCUGAGCAACGUGGCUGGGGUCUUCUACAUUCUGGUCGGAGGACUCGGUUUGGCCAUGCUGGUGGCCUUGAUUGAGUUCUGUUACAAGUCCAGAGCCGAGGCGAAACGAAUGAAGAUGACCUUUGGGGAUGCCAUGAGGAAUAAAGCAAGACUUUCCGUCACAGGGAGUACUGGGGAGAAUGGUCGGGUGAUGACUCCAGAGUUUCCUAAAGCUGUCCAUGCUGUCCCUUAUGUGAGACCUGACAUGGGACUGAACGUCAGCCUGACAGAUCUGUCCUGAUCAACGCGAAACUUCUGAGUGCCUUACAAUGGUUUCAAUAAAGCAAGAUUUUUGUUGUUUAUUUGUUUGGUUUUGGUUUUUUUUUCUGUCCUUGCCUCCCUCCAUUUGUUCUGGCACUUUUCUUUGUGUCUGUGUGGUGAAAAAAAGGAAAGAUGGGAGAUGGGGGAGCUUCAUUUUGCCAGUCACAAAGGCUUGUAUUGUUGCUCUCUGUCUCUACUUCUCACCUUAUAAAAUGCCUACCUUUCUGGGUGGAAUUCCAUCUCAAAAUCUAAAAGGGUGACUUUCUUUUUUCUAAACUGGUGACACCGUGGUUUCCUAUCUAUCUGUCUGGACUGGACUGAGAUAGAAACGAGGGCUUGAUUGAUGGCAAUGACUGCUUCUAGGAGUCAGAGAUUCAGUCAUCUCAACUGUGUUUGUGUAUCUGAAAAGCGAGGGGGUGUGUUCAUCAGGAGAAGAUGUUGUCAAAAACACACCAUUUCUGUAGCCACCGCCGCCAAACAGGAUUUUCAAGCACACUUGAUAUCAUCUGCAUUAAGAUGCGAAAUUGUCCUUUUUUUCUAAGAAAAUCUAUAAAAAAAAAAGUUUAUUGAAAAAAAAAUAUUUUUAUGUAUUUUCACAAAAUAGCUUUUAAAUAAACUUGCUUACAUACUGGUUGGAUAUAAACAUCUUAAUGUGUGAGUAUACAGAAAGAAAAAAUACUAAACAGCUUCUAGUUCCAUAUUUUUAAAGCCAAAUACAUUGCAUAUGGGGGUGAGAUGUUGAAAUCAUGUAAUUAAUUCCUAUUCUGAACUUUCCUGUAUAUUUUAUUCUUUAACAUUUGGUGUUGAUAUGAAAUAUAUGUCAAUGCUUGACAUUUGGAAUCAAUCCUUCUAUGUUUUUCUUGUUAAGAGUUGGUGCAGCAACUUUGCUUUAUUACUUUUGUCUCUUCGUUUGCUUCAGUGCUUUUGCUGUUUGUAUUUUUUCUGAUGAGGACCAGGGUUGAUGUUCUACUUUCAAGAGGAGAUUAAUAUGUUUACAUGCCAUGAAUAAACAAACAAAAAAAAAAAACAAAAAAAAAAUAUAGUAUGGUAUGGUAUUAUUCCAUCACAUUUUAAAGUGACAUCAAAAAGAAGCAUCCACAUCCACAUGGUUUACGUGAUGGUUAAAAUGCCAAAUAAGUAAGAGUGCCAAAUUCUAGUGCCAGUAGAUAAAUAUAGUCUUACUAUACUCAAUCACUGUCAUCUCAGUGAAUGUAAAUGAUUCUGAUACAUUCUGUAACUUUUGUAACUAGAUGUACAGUUGGUGGCAAUGACUAAUACAAUAGCCUUUCUGCUUUGUUUUCAAGUCUCCAUGUAUUUUGCAUUAAUCGGACAAUGAAGUAGCACAAGUUGCAUGUUGUUGCCGCAAAUACUACAUAAGUUAAUUUCAUUACUGCCAAACAUGCGUUUUCAUUUCAAUGUUGAAGUUGUGAGGUUAAAUGUUUGAAAUUGGAAAUACAAUGUAAUACAUAUAUACAAUAUAUACAUAUAAACAUAUAUUUUAUAUAUAUAAGUUAAAAUAUGAAAAAUUGUAUCCCUUAUCAGAAGUACUUAAUUUCCUUUUUAAUGCUACAUUUAAUUGUUCUAAAAAUACAAUCUUACUUUUUAGUUGUCCAGACUCACCAUAAGUUAGACACACAGCUUAUACAGAUGAGCACAUUUAUAAGAAAUUUAUUUUGUUUUCCCACUUUUAAAUAGACCUACAAAGACCCCCCCCCCCCCCCUCCUGCACACAAGGAGAUAAACUAUUAUUAUCACCAAUGUUUUUGUAAUCAAGUAUGGAACCAUACAGUAUACCAUAGUUGCUAAUCAGUUUCAUUGCAUAUUCAGGCUAUUUCACAAACAUUUUGUAUAUGGAAUGUGUGCUAACUUGUUUAUUUUUUGGGAAUC